ACCAAUGAACAGCUUAAAAACCAUCAAAUAAAGAUUCAAGUUUCAGUUUUGUUCAGGGCUGUUACGAGUUGCAGAGCAAAAAUACCUGUUGAAAUCAUGGCGGAGAAAGAUUUUGAGUACGUUCAGAAGAUGUGCCAAAAAAAACCCUUGAAAGGAAAUCCACUGAAAGUGGAUAGAAUUGAGGAAAUAAAGAGUGUUCAAGUGAAAACAGUUUCUUCAAAUGUCAGCUCUGAGAGUCUUGAAAGCUAUUUUGGAGACAGAGAAAGAAGUUCUGGUGGAGAUAUUUCUUCAAUACGACAAGAGACCAAAGAUACUUACAUUGUAAGUUUUAAAGAGGCAUUUGUUGUGCUGGACGUUUGUAGCAGAGGUCAUAUACUGCAAAAUGUGGAGUUGGAUGUUCAGCCAUUCUGGGAACCAUCUGAAGAAAAUACCAUCUCAAGACAGCAAGUCUAUGACUAUUUAGUACCUUCCAGGUUCCAUCUGACUUUUUUAAAGACACAUAAAAUCAUAGUUAAUGACCAAUUAAAGAAAUGGGCUGAAGUUCUUUGGAGAGAUUCCAAGUUUAAUAAACUGAAAUUAAAUUAUUCUGAAGGAAAUUUUGAGGAAAUUGAACAGUCUUUGAAAGAUUUAUUAAAUUCCAUUACUGUUGAAACUAUUGAUGUUCCAACCGAUAUUUUUGAAGACAUUGUUAGAAUAUUUAACAGUCAAGUUGAUAAGAUGUAUUUUUAUUUUGAUUACCAAAACUGCCAAGCUAAUAUUUUGGGAUUUAAUAAAAGUAAUGUGAUUAAAAUGAAAAACAGACUUUUGGAUCAUUUUAGAAGGAUAUGUGAGUAUGAUUUAAAUAUUCAUGAAAGACGUAUUCUAUCUGGUCACAGAUUUUUUGAGCAGGCACAAAGACAAUCUGAAGAUCUACAAGUUAGAAUUCAUGGUGACAAAGUUAUUUUUGAAGGCCAGUCUUCUGAAAUAACUAAUUGUCAAAAGGAUAUGAAUAAAAUACUCCAGGCAGUUGUAAAAUCUAAACUGUGUUUACCUUUAAAUGCUGGAAUGAUCAUAAAUAAAAAACCAGUGAAAGAAUAUCUUGAUGAAAAACUGAGAGGCAAGAAAUGUAUUGGUUCCUGGGAACCAGGUAAUGGUGAUUCAGUAUUACUUUAUGCAAGUGAUAAAAGACAUCUUUCAGAUUUGGAAAAAGUUAUGAAACAAAGUUUUGUUGCCAAUACAUUGGAUUUUGUAGACAAAAUUAAGGGUACUCCAAAUCAUGGAAAGUGGUUGACAUUUGUUGAAAGUCUAAAAAAAGAGUUUCCAAAUUCCCAUUUUAUUGGAGAAGAUUCUAUUGUUGCUGUUGAUGCAAUAAUUAAUGAUAUAAAAAGCAAAAUUGAUAACUUUGAGCAAUCGUUAACUUAUGAAUCUUAUAUAUCGAUGCCUCUUGAACAUUUCCUCUUUCUUAAAGAGUUCAAAGAACAGGAAAUCAAUGACUUUGGUGAGAAAAAUAAAAUGAAGAAUGUGUGUCUCAAAGAUAAUAAGUUACACGUGGAAGGAACACAAAAAAAAAUUAGGAAAAUGGAAACAUUUAUAGGAAAUCUAAGAAAAGAUAUCAGCUCAAAAGAAGUAAACUUUGAAAUGUUUGGAUUUCAAGAAUUUCUGGAAAGUGAAGCAGGAAAGAAUUUCUUAUGUGAAAUGCAGAAUGAAUCUGAGAGUAUAAUAUCAUUAAAUUCAGAUUUAGGAAGUGAAACAGAAGAAAUACUUAAUUUUAAGUAUAAAAACUGUGAAAUAGUGUUGAGGGAAGGUGACAUCACAACUCUGGACACAGAUGCUAUUGUUAAUGCUGCAAAUGGCAGACUGGAACACAUGAGAGCAGCCAUUGUGCAGAAAGGUGGGAUUGGAAUUCAAGCUGAAUCCAAUGAAAUUAUGAAACAAAGAAGGAUUGAACUGAAACCUGGAGAAGUAGUGUCAACUAAAGCUGGUAAACUCAAAUGCAAGACUAUCAUUCAUGUUGUUGGACCUGUUUGGAAUAAUGGACGGAACCAUGAAAUAUUUCACCUUUCAAGAGCUGUUCAAAAUUGUUUGGCAUUUCUUGAAGAAAAGUCUUACACGUCAAUUGCAAUUCCUGCUAUCAGUACAGGUAUUUUUGGUAUACCCAUAGAAGAAGGAACCAAAUGUACAGUAAUGGCGAUAAAGUAUCAUCUUGAUAUUCACUCAAAUUCUAAAAUAAAACAUAUUUGUUUGAUUGAUGUACGGAAGGAAGUAAUCAGAGCUUUUAAGCAUCAUCUAGAAAAGGUGUUUGGAAUCAGUGAACGCAGAGAUGAUGAAUUUGAAGAAAUAGAAGAUAAUGUCUCUGGUGGUCAACAAGAUGUUGGUUUCACAUUGAAAUUCUUUACUAAAUACAAAAAUCUUGACAAUGCUAUAGAAACUGUUAAAGAAGUGUACCAUUCUCUAUUAACAACUGAGAAAAUACCAUUUGAUAUGGAUUUAACAGAAUCUCGAAAGCUGAGUUUAAGGAAUAUUAGUAGGACAUAUAAAAUCCAGAUUUCUAUCAGAGACACAAUUACAAUUUUUGGCAGACGCUGUCAUGUAAAAGAUGCUAAACUCUCUGUUCGAUCAUUAUUAAUGGAAUUUAAAAAAAGUGACGAAGAAACUCUUAUUAAGGAAAUGGUACAAUGGUCUUACUUUGAUGAAAAUAAUCCAUCAUACCUACAAAUGUUUAGUGACAAAGAAAAUGCCAAGCUUGAGAAAGCAUACUCACAGAAAAAACAAUUCCUUAAUUGGAAGAAAAUAAAAUAUGAUUUUCAGAAAAUGAGUUUUCAACAUGAAGGGAGGAAAUUUCAAAUGAAGAGAAAACAAAACCUAAAGGAUGAAUUGAUCCCUGAUACAUGGUCACCAAUGGGAGACGAGGAAUUAAUGAAAAUUGUUCCAGUCACAAAUGGACCAGAAUAUGAUGACAUCCAGGCCACUUUCCGUCGGAAUUCUCCUUCAUCUCGUAUAAUCAGUAUUGAGAGAAUUCAAAAUAAACCAUUAUACCAGAGAUACCAAGCAUUGAAAAAACAAUUUGAGGCAGAAAAUCCAAAGGUUAAAAUUGAAGUUGAUGGCCUUUGGCAUGGUACUGCUGCAGAAUCUGUUAAAAGAAUAAAUAAAUAUGGAUUCAACUAUAGAUAUUGUCAUAAAAAUGGUAAGUAUAUAUUCUCGAAGUGGCAACAGUAGUGUCCUCCACCCACCCUCCAUAUUGGCCUGAGUUGGACAGACUGUCACUGUCCACAUUGGUCCUUUCUCACACAGAGAGGACAGAGGACGUAAUGUUGCUUACACAUUCCAUGUUUGGCAUCAUUUCUACUGCCAGGUACCCUUCCUAACAUCUUCUACUCUAGAGUAAACCAGGUGUAUUUUAUUAUUGUGGAAUCAACACUUUCAUUUGUUUUCCUUGCUGGAUUGGGAGGAAGGGUCUGUCCCCAUCCAUUAAUGUUCCUCUUGAACCUUUGUAAAUGAAAAUAUUGCAAGAAAGAUAUUAGAAGGGGUGGAAUUCCGGAGGGAUAAUGCUAUGGGGAAGAAGGACUAGAUAUAAUGGAGGGUCUGCGGGACUGGACACAAGUAUCAACAAGGGAACACCAGGCCUAGCAAUCACCAUUCUGAGUUUGUCAAUUAUAGAUAUGCAGAGAUAAUCGAUACAGUGUUAUUAAGUCUCAUUGAAAUAUUCAAUGUCUGCUACGGCCUAGAAAUUGGUUAAGGGACAUUUAAUAACUGAACAGACAUUUGUUAAACCAGCAGUGGUACCACCACAGAGUUGACUCCAUUUAGAUAUCUCAAAUGAUCCUCUCUCACUAACUCUUUUAUCCUCUUUUUGGAAUUAGAUUUUGAUGUGAAUGGUGAAUAUGGAUAUGGGGUGAGUAGAAGAGUGGUGUUCCACAAAAUGCCAUCCAAACAAGUUCAAUGGUAAAUAUUGGCAAGGGACAGGCUUUUAAUAUAUCUCUUCUGACAAA
Octopus bimaculoides (California two-spot octopus) is the source of this 3968-nucleotide messenger RNA. Its product is annotated as protein mono-ADP-ribosyltransferase PARP15. Gene Ontology annotation, molecular function: NAD+ poly-ADP-ribosyltransferase activity; transcription corepressor activity; RNA binding. Gene Ontology annotation, biological process: negative regulation of gene expression. NCBI's taxonomy places the organism in Eukaryota, Metazoa, Mollusca, Cephalopoda, Octopoda, Octopodidae. The record is from RefSeq and is a predicted model, not a curated record. Gene Ontology annotation, cellular component: nucleus; cytoplasm.